AUGGUUUUUUUGGCGAGUCUGUGUCUACAGUGGCCUCUGAAGAUGCUGCGGAUUGUGGCUACACUUGCGAGACUGAAAGAUGCUGUGGGUAUCUACUGGAUAUGCUCAUGAUUGGAGGACUCAUUAGAAACUUCAUCUCUACAGGUUUUUUUUUAUUCGAAAUGAAAGCACUUUUUUCAUCUUUUAUCCUUCCCAUUUCCAGCUGCUCCCCUCUACCGUCCGCAUUCUCUGUUACCGGACGUUGUUGAUAUUUGGCGACAACCAUGGGAAUUUCUGUCUUCCGGUCUAGAACUUCUCCUCACUACGUAUUUGCUGCUUGUCCAUAGGCGAUACCAAACUACUUACUGCAGUCCGGUGGCUGAACUAGCAGACUGCAUGUUUCCAAGUGACGAAAGCGUGUUAAGACAACGUCGAAAGGACGCUUCCAGGAGACCAAAAUGUUCGCCCACUACUACUGACGAAGACAAUUACGGCUCAACAAUAUUAUUCUUUUCCAAUUCAUCCGAUGGUAGGCCGUUUCUCUUUGUUUCCGUACUGGGAAUUCCAAUUCCAGUCGUUGUUUCUCUUUGUUUCCGUACUGGGAAUCUAGAGAAAUGAGCCAGGGAAGUGAAUUGCAUCGAGCUCUAAGACCAUGUUCGUAUUGGUGUUCAAGAUGAAGACUCCUCUUCGAGUGCAGAUGAGAAAGAAGGACUGCUAACAUGGGAUACAUCAGCGAGCACCUUUAAUGGUAAAAUAUCUCCUCGAACAAGUAGCAGCACUAGAAGUACAGCGUCUCCACGAACAGGUAGCAGCAGGACCCGUAGUACAAUACUACCUUCUCGCAAAACUACAACUAGUAAAGUAGCUGAUAAGCAAUGUCCAGCACGACAAGAACGAGGACGAGCAAGACAUCUCUUCAGUGAUUUAGACACGACAAACGCUGAUGACCAAACCUGCGACUCCCUUGAGUUGAGUUCUGACAAUGACGGCAAACGCGACUCCCUUGAACUGACUUGUGAUAGUUCGAGUGCUUCGCUGUUGCCUGAGGACCUCUUGUGUCGGUCUACAGAUUGUGUUAUCCAUGUGGAGGAUGAGGACUCUGCAGAAUAUCCUCCAAGGAAUGCAGGUGCUAGUGCGUACCUCGUUUGUUUUUAGUAUGUACUGGUUAGUAAGUUGGUAGUACUCACUAAUUUAGCGAAAGUGCUGUUGUAAACCACAACCAAAUGCUCACCUGCAUAAUGUUCUUGUAUCGUUUUCAUGUCUGAUGCGAAAGCGAAUCUAUUCGGCAGAUUGCCUAAGAUCUCCCUAUCAUUUUCAUGCAUAUCAAUAUAGACCAUAUUGCAAAACCAACAUACAACCAUGCCCACACCAACUCUACUUCUCCAGGUCCGCGUGACAGCAUCAUGCGGCUGAAUCUGUGUGCUCUGGUCGAUGAGCAUCAUCUCUACGGAUUCGACAAAGAUCUUCCGUAUGCGUCGGCCGCCACCUCAGCCUCGUCAGCACACCAGAUACAAAAUGGCAACAUUUUCCUCACCGCGACAACCUCUUCCAGUACUAGUUUCAAUCACGACAAUAGCGUUUCGACGUUGUACGACUUGUCGAGACUCCUGGGUGACGAAGUGCCGACAAUAAUAGAAGACGUAGCCGACGACGAAGAUUUGCAUGGACUGGCGCUUAAGGCUCACGCGCAAGCAUGUCCUUCGCAUCAAGAUCCUUGGGUCUUCUUUUUCUAGUUGGAAAAGAGGCCAAGGAUGCGCUCAGGGAUGCUAACGCUGUAGCUCUAAUGCGUGUAGUCUCACAUCGAUAUUAGACGAUAUGGAGAUUGCGGACACUCUUGAUGUUUCACCCAAAUUGAUCGACGGCGAUGAGGGUGAAGUUUCGAAAGUCACGUUUUGAGGCGAGGGCCGUAGUUGCGAGAUCUACCCUAUCUUUGUUGAGUACGCGGAUGGACCGUAAUUGCGAGACCUACCACCGCGUCAUCUCCUGGCUGUAGUAACACUUCUAGCUGCAGACAUCGGUCCCUUGAUGGUCAGUUCUGAACCGAGCCAGAGAUAAGCUUUGCGGCAUCCGACACCGUGCCGAUAUGGCUAGAGCGAUUCUACGGUCUCCCACCGGUACUACAGUACUGCUCGCAGCAACCAGGACCCGCGGACUUGCUCGUCCUAGCUGCGCUUCUGCUACGAGCUCAGAAGAGGGAGUCGCUCGUCCUAGCUGCGCUUCUACAGCGAUCUCAAAGUUGUAGUAGGUAAGAGCACAUCAACCACCACGCAUCCAGCGCUUCGUACCCAAGGCUGAGGCAAAAGGCGUGGGAAGCCAACUAGAAGACAACACGAGUCGCGAUUAAGUGAGACUGAGUAAUGAAUGAAGCACUUGUUGAAGGAUCUAUGUUCUGAGGAAUGAAUGAUGCACUAGUUUCAUUUUUGUUUCGAUGUCAAAAAUGCUCCAAUUUGUUUCGUUAUAUCCCCUGCUUUUCAAAAGCCAUAAUAGUUAUAAAAAACGUCGUAGGUACAACAACACAACUGGAAUUAGAAAAGUCACAUCUAUCUAGAACUAGAAAAGUCGCAUACUUAAAUAGAACUAGAAAGCCCAACACAUCGCAUAUGAAACGGAUAUGGUGAACAGACGAUGACGGAUAGGAAAUAGAUUUUAUAUGUUUCUCGUUUCGCAAGAGCUGCUUACAACUACUUACUGAGCAGAUGCUAAGCUCGGAACUACCGAGGGAUGCUCAACAAGGGUUCUCCAGAUUCAAUUGCCAGGUUAAAAAAAAAAGCUCUUCCACUGCUCUAAAGCCAUAGGCUCUAAAGUCAUAGGCUCUUCAAUUUCCAUAUACAACUGGAAAAUCAAGAAAAUAGGCUAGACUCUAUGGAACGGUUUCGACUUCGUUCCCUAGGGUCUGGUCUCAAGGUUGAUUCGGCAGGUCUAACCGGAGAUAAAUGUCAUGAUUCUAUCCUGGUUUCAUGAUGAGGAAAGACCGCUGGCGUGGAGAGACGGCCACUUGAU
Amoebophrya sp. A25 is the source of this 2979-nucleotide messenger RNA. Lineage: Eukaryota; Dinophyceae; Syndiniales; Amoebophryaceae. The record is from the annotation of a GenBank genome assembly.